GGACUCACCACCAAGAUGCUAAAAGUGAAGAGACUGGAAGAAAUCAACACAUGUUACAGCAGCAACGGGCUGGAGAAAAUGGCCUUUUUAAAGUGCAUGGAAGAGGUUGAGAAAGUGAAAUGCUUUCUGGAAGAAAAAGCCAGUGAAGAGCAUCCAAGAUCUGGGAAGAAUGAGGCUAAGGAGAAGGUGUGGUCAAACCCUGGCCUGAAGGAAAAGACACUUGUCAAAGGCGAAAGGACAUCAGCCCUCACAGAGAGAUCUACCCAGAAGAACCAACUGUCCUCUGAGAAAGAAAAGAUUGAUAAACUCAACAAGAAAAAUUCCGAGAAGACCAAUGCCUCUGUAGAUCAGAGGAGUUUUGCUGUGUGUCAUUCAGAAAGGCAAGAUAAGGCAGAGGAUUCUGUCCCGAGAAACUCCAUAGAACCGAGGGGGAGUGUAGAUGGAAAAGGUACUUCUUGCACAGAAAGCUUGAAGAGAAAAGAAAAUAAUAGUGUUGGAGAUAAGAAGCAAGCCACUGUGGAUAAGAAUGAUUGUCCAGCGCUCAAGGGGGAGUCAAAUGGGCUCAAUUCUAAGGAAGAUACUAGAAGACAAGAAGAUGAGGAGGAAGGAUGGUCUCCAACAGCAGGAGCACCCGUGCUGGACAAAAAUUCCAAUAAAAAGCAGCAUGUUGAUAAAACUAACGGUGAUCAGUCCCAUGAAAGGUGCAUCAACAGUGCCAAGAUGGUAUCUGCACCAGGAGUCCUGGGAAAUCCAGCAACAGGAUGCACUCUCCAGCAGGCUGAACAAUCAGAGUCCAUUGGCAGCAGUAAGCGCAGAGUGACCGAGGAGUGCUUCGUCAAGGAGGACAGCAAAAAGAGCAGAAUAGAUCUAGUGGGUGCAGGUGAAGAGCACACAUUUAAAGGGACCCAGGAAGCCAGUCAAGCCCAGAGGAGCUUACAGUGUCAACCCCCUGAGUCUGUGGGAAUGAAACCCUCCAGAGAGCAAGAUCUGGUGGCCCCACUGGAUGACAUCCCUGCUCCUGCCGCCCCAUUCGAUCAUCGAAUUGUGACAGCCAAGCAAGCAGCGGUCAACAGUUUAUAUACUGUGAGCAAAACAGAGAUUUUGGGAGGGGGGCGUUUCGGCCAGGUUCACAAGUGUGAAGAGAAGGCCACAGGCCUGAAGCUGGCUGCCAAAAUCAUCAAGACCAGAGGCCCAAAGGACAAGGAGGAAGUGAAGAACGAGAUCAGCGUCAUGAAUCAGCUGGACCACGUGAACCUCAUCCAGCUCUAUGACGCCUUUGAGUCUAAGAAUGACAUCGUCCUGGUCAUGGAGUAUGUGGAGGGCGGGGAGCUGUUCGACCGCAUCAUUGAUGAAAACUACAACUUGACUGAGUAUGAUACCAUCCUGUUCAUCAGGCAGAUAUGCGAGGGGAUCAGGCACAUGCACCAGAUGUACAUCCUCCACUUGGACCUGAAGCCUGAGAAUAUCCUGUGUGUGAAUCGGGAUGCUAAACAAAUAAAAAUUAUUGAUUUUGGAUUGGCCAGAAGAUACAAACCCAGAGAGAAGCUAAAGGUGAACUUUGGAACCCCAGAAUUUCUUGCCCCUGAAGUUGUGAACUAUGAUUUUGUGUCCUUUCCGACUGACAUGUGGAGUGUGGGGGUCAUCGCCUACAUGCUACUUAGCGGUUUGUCCCCUUUCCUGGGUGAUAAUGAUGCAGAGACACUGAACAACAUCCUGGCAUGCAGGUGGGACUUAGAGGAUGAAGAAUUUCAGGACAUCUCAGAGGAGGCCAGGGAAUUCAUCUCCAAGCUCCUGAUCAAGGAGAAGAGUUGGAGAAUAAGUGCCAGUGAAGCUCUCAAACACCCCUGGUUGUCAGACCACAAGCUCCACUCCAGACUCAAGGCACAGAAAAGGAAUCGCAGCUCUGAUGCUCAGAACCUCGUGACAAAAUAGUCCAUGGAAGGCGUCCACCUGCA
Molecule: messenger RNA, 1955 nt
Organism: Marmota flaviventris (yellow-bellied marmot)
Lineage: Eukaryota; Metazoa; Chordata; Mammalia; Rodentia; Sciuridae
Source: RefSeq, a predicted model, not a curated record